CAGUGUAUUUUUUUUUAGUGUUAUGGUCAUGCAAAAAAUGAAUUGGGACAACAAAAGUGUACAAUAGAAAGUGAUAAAGUGAUUUUGAAAUGUUUCAUAGAAGACUUUUGUUCACAGGAGAAAUGUGAAAUUUCUUAAAACUCCAGUAAAAGGGGAGGGUUUUUUAGUCUAACUCUAAUUAUCCACCUCUUUCAAGGAAGAAGAAAUUAAGUAGUUAGACUUUAAGUUAUGAUUUUUUGUAUUAAAAAAAUAAAAAUACUCCGAGGAUUGAACAUAUACUAAAACUGAAAGAAGAAAUACCUAUUACCAAAGAAGCUGUUGGAUCAUUUUUGCUUUUGCAUAACUUUUGCCCCAGCUCCCUCAAAAACAAACACACGCAAAAUUAUGAAAAAUACACAUUUGAAGACUGAAAGUUAAAACAGCAUCUUUUUUACAUAGGCAUUAGCAUUCAGGUAGUUUAUGAUGGUCUGGAGAGGGUUUACCCCUGCCUUUUUUUUUUUUUCUUAUAAAGUUCUAUGUUGUAACAGUAGAAUCUAAAUAGUUUAAGAAAGCCUAAUAAUGACUGAAAAUUCUUUCUACUGAAAGAGGAUUACAACCAAAUGAUUGACAUUUAAGUUUCAUCUUUGCAUUUUAUACCCUUAUCUGCAAUAUGGGUUAGAAUGAUCCAGUUUUCUGACUUCUAUCUCAAAUAGUGAUCUAUAAUUUUAUUAAACAAUGUAAGAGUAAAACAAGUAAUUGCCAUUUUGAAUUGAAAACUUGCUUGCUUAUUUUUCAUGAUGGAGCAUAACAAGUAUGUUGUUCUUUUUGUUCACAAUUAGUAAUUUUUGUUAAUCUCAAACAAUGUAUGGGAGUCUAGUAAUUUUCAGCAAACUGGGGAGACAUGAAGAGUGGUGAAUGCUUGGGGGUUUUGCAGAAGUGCCUCAUAUGAUACCUUCUAUUCUCAGCAUAGGUUAAAAUUAGAACUAGACUGACGUUGCAUUGGAGCCUGCGUGAGAGUUCCAAAUGGUUUUGGUAGUACAGACAAGAUUUGUAAGUUAUGUAUUCUCUUGUGCAGAAAGCAAUGAGUCAUGGAAAAUCUUUGAAAGCACCACAUCUUUGAGGUAAGUUGUUCUUAAAUUUGUUCACAUGAUUGGAGGUGAAGUUUUGGGGAGAUCAGAUUACAUGGGAGGAACUUGAGGUUGUUUUACAGCCACACUUGUGAAUUCCCAUCUGAAUUGUCAGUGACAAUGUGAUUAUUAUGUUUGUGGUCCAUUUUUUGGUCAGGAAAAUGAAACAUAAAAGAACUAAAAGCUUUUGAUAAUCCUGUUAUAUAAUUAAACAUCCUUGAAAACAGAAUCGUAUACAUAUACAUCGUAUACAUUUCAUGGUUUUAAGGCAAUAUCUAUUGAAUUUUCCACUACAAACGAGAGUUGCCAAGUGUAAGAUUGCAAUAAAAAUAAGUAUUGGUUGUAUAGCCUGAUACAGGGUUUAGUAUGCAUGAACAAAUACGUCUUUUGAGACUGGAACCCUUAUGUCUCUUUUCUGCACAACACACUUAAAAAGAUUUCUAAUUUUCUACCUGAAAAUGCAUAUAGUUCAGAAAAUCAGAUAUGAUGGAUCAGGUAAAUUGCUUAAUCCCAACAGAAAUCUAGCCCUGAAGAAUAUGGCAAUUUAAAUUGAAACUACUAAUCAGAGCAAAAAGCUUCAUACAGUGUUUUAGUCACUAGUGUUGCAUAUUUGCAUGAGGAAUGGGAAAGGUAAUUUCUAUGAGGACCACUGAAAGAGAAGUUAAUCUUUCAAAAUACAGCACGUAAAUGUGAUCACGUUUAUGCAGAAGAGAGAAAAAGGAAAGAAUCCUCUCUUUUAAAGGGAAAAAGGGAUUGAAUCCCUAAAAAGGGAUUGAAUUCCUAAUUGAGUACCAGGGUGCAUUGUGACACAUUGUGGGACACUGUUUGCAUCACCUGUCAAAUUCUGCCAAUUUUCCUUCACAGAGAACAGUUAAGAAUCCUCAAUAUGAAAGUGUUGGACUAGAUUCUUCUUUAUGCAAGCUUUAUAAUAUGAUUGUAUGCUGUCUUUAUAACAGAAAGUAAUCCUGACAAUUUAAAAUUAUUAUUAUUUGCCCGGCUAUACCUUGUUGAUUAAUUGAUCUCAGUUUAAUCAGGCUUUACAAAUACCUAUGGUAGCAAAAGACACUGUAAACAUGAAGCAGAAUGAUUAUGUGUUUGAACACAGAAAUGAUCACUAAAUGACUGUAGUCUAUCCAUGCAAUGUAAAAUUACAAUAGAGUAAACAUGAUGGUAAAGAAUGUUCUAAAAGACAGACCUGCCGCAAUUAUUGUAAGGAAAUAUUUGCAUGAAAAGACUUGACAUUCCACUUUCAUUAUAUCCACCUACUUGUUAGGAAGAAAGUUUUCCUCGCCUUUUCAGUUUGAAUGGAUAUGUAAACAUUUUUGUUACUUAGCUCCUGCAAAUAUUAUUAAAAAGUUGAAAUAGAGCAAUCAGAUUGCCAGCAUUCAGAGUACAGGUAUGUACACUGCUACUUGUACAAAGUUUUACCCUCCAAGCUCUCCUUGAUAUGAUUAUCACUGCUUCGGUUACUUCUAAAAACAAACAAACAAAAAACUUUCCCCAAAUCAUUACAAUAUUGACAAUAAGAAUAUUUUUCAGAGGGAUGCACCUAUUGGGAUGAUUGAGUAUCCUACUUUGCUGCUCUUCAGAAAAUUAUGUAUUAAUUAUCUCUCUAAGGAAAAGAUGACUUCAAAACAUUAGCUUUAUUUAUUUAUAAAUUGGGAUCCUGAGACUCAGGAGGGCCACAAGAAGAUUGAGAGAGGGGUGUGAAGAACUUAAAAAGCCUUAAAAGCUGUUACAUACGUUGAUGCAUUGAGCCUGAAAUUACAGUCAGAUUCCCGUGGCUGAACCUGAACAUGUAAGAAUCAUGACUGAAACUGCAGUUUGUAUUGGAUCAUUCUCUGCUGUGAAGACACUUUGGGAAGUAAGAAUACACAAGAUAAAUGAAGAAUUACAGAAAGAAAAGGAAUUCAGACAGAGGUCUGCAGGAAGGCUACUGCUUGUCUGGGAGGAGAGAGCGGCUUUAGCAAAGCUCAAAGAAAAAAUAAUUAAUGAAGAUGGAAGAGCAAUUUUAAGGAUAGAAGAAGAAGAAUGGAAGACAUUACCUUCAUGUUUAUUGAAACUACUCCAUCUCCAGGAAUGGCAGCUUCACAGAACUAGCUUGCAGAAAAUUCCUCAGUUCAUUGGAAGAUUUCACAAUCUUGUUGUUCUGGAUCUAUCCCGGAAUUCGAUAGAAAGUAUACCUAAAGAAAUUGGCCAGCUGACUAGCCUCCAAGAGCUGCUUCUCAGUUACAAUAGAAUAAAGUCAGUUCCUAAAGAAAUAAGUAAUUGCAUCAGCCUGGAAAGAUUGGAACUGGCUGUCAACAGGAAUAUCUGUGAUCUCCCUUCUCAGUUAAGUGAAUUAAAGAAGCUUUCACACAUAGAUUUGUGCAUGAAUCAGUUUACUACCCUCCCUUCAGCUCUUCUCAACAUGCCAAAUCUAGAGUGGUUAGAUAUGGGGGGAAAUAAACUCCAGGAGCUUCCUGAUGCAAUUGACAAAAUGGAAAAUCUCCAUACCUUAUGGCUCCAAAGGAAUGAAAUAAACUCUUUGCCAGAAACCAUUGGUAAUAUGAAAAAUCUUAGUACUCUUGUUCUUAGCAACAACAAACUUAAGGAUAUUCCUGCUUGUAUGAAGCACAUGACAAAUCUGAGAUUUGUCAACUUCAGAGACAAUCCACUGCAGUUAGAGAUCACACUCCCUCCAUGUGAGAAUACAGAAGAGGAGGAGCAACAGGAAAUGUACGGCAUUGAAUUCAUGCACUUGUAUAUUCAGGAGUCACUGAAGAAAACAGGAAAUUUGGAGAGUUGCACUUCUGGUCCUUCUUCUAUCAUAACUGCUAAUGAUUAAAGAAUGUAACUGAGUAGAAGAGAAUACUGAAUAUACUUCUUCCUAACAAUGAGACCUACAACCAGU
Messenger RNA from Cygnus olor (mute swan), 3999 nucleotides. It is a transcript of the gene LRRC39, whose product is annotated as leucine rich repeat containing 39. The record is from RefSeq and is a predicted model, not a curated record. Lineage: Eukaryota; Metazoa; Chordata; Aves; Anseriformes; Anatidae. Gene Ontology annotation, molecular function: protein binding. The transcript has 9 exons. The coding region runs from base 2914 to 3933 and encodes 339 amino acids.